AUGGCCCAGCGGAAUGGCACGCAGGAUCUUUCGGGUAACGUGUCUGCAGCCACGCAGCAGCUGCUGAUCAAGCUAGAGGAAGACCUCCCCACCAUUGUGCCCGAGGAGCUGGUGAUGCACCACUUUAAGCAGGCUGGCUGCAACUGCGACGACGACCCGCAGCUGGUGAAGCUGGUGGCCGUCGCGGGGCAGCGCUUCUUGACCGCGGUCGUGAACGACGCCGUGCAGCUGGCCAAGCGCAAGGCGGCAGCGGGCCAGGGCCGCAAAGCAAAGGACCUCGACCGGCGGCUGGUGCUCACGCCUGAUGACGCGGCAACAGCGCUGAGGGAGGCGGUCUGA
Messenger RNA from Monoraphidium neglectum, 339 nucleotides. RefSeq lists its product as hypothetical. Gene Ontology annotation, biological process: transcription initiation at RNA polymerase II promoter. Gene Ontology annotation, molecular function: RNA polymerase II general transcription initiation factor activity; promoter-specific chromatin binding. The transcript is spliced from 4 exons. The record is from RefSeq and is a predicted model, not a curated record. Bases 1 to 339 code for a protein of 112 amino acids. Gene Ontology annotation, cellular component: SAGA complex; transcription factor TFIID complex; nucleus. NCBI's taxonomy places the organism in Eukaryota, Viridiplantae, Chlorophyta, Chlorophyceae, Sphaeropleales, Selenastraceae.